ACAACUGUACAAGUAUAAACCUCCGCUGCCCUUAUCUACCUCACCCACAUUUACCACCACCAUGGCUGCCACCGCAGCCGCAGCCAUGAGCUCCUCUUUCUCUCCCUCCAUCCACACCACUCUCAAAUGCACGCGCUCCAACUACCACUUAGCUCCUCACUAUGAUCUUCUUCACCUCAGAAUAAUCACAUCUCCAACCCGCAUGCUGUCAUCUUCAUCGUCGUUAUUUGCUCAUUCAUGUGUUGUCGAUCAGCCAGUGGUUUCUAGACGCGUGCUGAGAUUAUCGUGCGCUUCUGUGGACGUGGCUGUGACAGAGGAGGUUGAAGAAGAAGAAGUAGAAGCUAUUGUGGCGGCUGAAGAGAAACAAGCUGAAGAAGAAGAAGAAGUGGUUGUGCCGCCGACUUCAGCUGAAGUUUCGAGUGAGGCUGGAGUUUCGAAUGAUGAUGAGCUCGCUGUGAACACGAAGCUUUACUUCGGGAACCUUCCUUACAGUGUUGACAGUGCACAGCUUGCUGGGAUUAUUCAGGAGUAUGCGAGUCCUGAACUCAUUGAGGUUCUCUAUAACAGGGACACUGGAAAAAGCAGAGGAUUUGCUUUUGUGACGAUGAGCAGUAUUGAAGAUUGCAAUGCUGUAAUUGAAAAUCUUGACGGACGCGAGUACAGUGGCAGAACCUUGAGGGUGAACUUUUCGGACAAACCUAGAGCUAAAGAACCUCUAUAUCCAGAAACUGAGUACAAACUUUUUGUUGGGAAUUUGUCCUGGUCAGCCACAUCUGAGAGCUUGACUAAAGCUUUUCAAGAAUAUGGAAAUGUGGUUGGAGCCAGGGUUCUAUAUGAUGGGGAGACAGGAAGGUCCCGUGGCUAUGGAUUCGUUUGCUUCUCAACAAAAGCAGAGAUGGAAACUGCCUUACAAUCUCUAGAUGGAGUGGAACUAGAGGGAAGAGCAAUGCGUGUAAGCUUGGCUGAAGGAAAGCGUUCAUAAUCUCUGUCAGUGUAAAUUUUGUAAACGGGUUAAAUUUGAAGAUGCAUAUCAGAUGAGAUCAUGAUAUCUAAUCACAUUAGCGAGGAACUCUACUUCCAUUUCUCAAUAGUUGUAUUGUAAUUCAUUUUUCAUUCCCCAUCUUCGAAGUGGAAAAUUCCCCUUCCCAAGUGGUAUUUGUUUCGUUCCUUAAUUGGACAGCUAUUUAAUACUGAUGAGUUUCUGUAUUCAAGUGUUGAUGAUUCUAUUCGCGAACUUUAGAAUCUUUGACACUUUGAAUUAAAAAUUGUAUAACUAAACGUAUCCUUCUUAUUCUGCAAUCCUUGUUUUACCAGUGUGACCGAAAAUCGACUUAUU
This is a messenger RNA of Argentina anserina (silverweed cinquefoil), 1336 nucleotides long. RefSeq names its product 31 kDa ribonucleoprotein, chloroplastic-like. Gene Ontology annotation, cellular component: chloroplast thylakoid membrane. Gene Ontology annotation, biological process: chloroplast rRNA processing. The coding region runs from base 62 to 982 and encodes 306 amino acids. The record is from RefSeq and is a predicted model, not a curated record. NCBI's taxonomy places the organism in Eukaryota, Viridiplantae, Streptophyta, Magnoliopsida, Rosales, Rosaceae. Gene Ontology annotation, molecular function: mRNA binding. The transcript is spliced from 4 exons.